Messenger RNA from Schistocerca piceifrons (Central American locust), 5056 nucleotides. It is a transcript of the gene rudimentary, whose product is annotated as CAD protein. Gene Ontology annotation, biological process: L-citrulline biosynthetic process; UTP biosynthetic process; L-glutamine metabolic process. The transcript has 22 exons. The coding region runs from base 278 to 5056 and encodes 1592 amino acids. NCBI's taxonomy places the organism in Eukaryota, Metazoa, Arthropoda, Insecta, Orthoptera, Acrididae. Gene Ontology annotation, molecular function: aspartate carbamoyltransferase activity; carbamoyl-phosphate synthase (glutamine-hydrolyzing) activity; dihydroorotase activity. Gene Ontology annotation, cellular component: cytosol; cytoplasm. The record is from RefSeq and is a predicted model, not a curated record.
GUCGUUGAGCAGCACGGAGCAGUUCGUCUCUUCGCUUUGUGCCACCCGUCCUCCGCCAGCUGCUUUCGCACCUCUGACGGGCACUAAAGGACUCGCGCGCUGUCAGGAACAGCGCAAGUCCGGUCGCGCAGUCUGUUGGCAGCACUGCACCGGUUGAUAGCAAGCGCUUCGGCCACGCCGCGGCGUGAGAGCGUUGCAAGCGAACUGUAGCAAAGAGCGUAGUGCGCGCGUCCGGCAGGUGCAUCAGGCCGGUCUAACAGCGUCGAGAGCCGCAAACAUGUGCGUAGCCGGCGGCGGAAAAGUGUGCGCCCUCGUGCUCGAGGAUGGCACCGUCUUGCAGGGGUUCAACUUCGGAGCACCUGUGGAUUCCCAGGGCGAAGUUGUGUUUCAGACUGGAAUGGUUGGAUACCAGGAAUCCCUUACAGAUCCAUCAUACCAUGCGCAAAUCCUAGUUCUUACAUAUCCUUUGAUUGGCAACUAUGGAGUAACAGAUGAGAGUAAAGAUGAAUUUGAUCUUCCCCAGUGGUUUGAGUCGAGACGUAUAUGGGCAACAGGAUUGGUUGUUGGAGAGCUCUGUGAAACUCCCAGCCAUUGGCGUCAAGUUAGGACACUAUCACAGUGGAUGCAUGAGCAUGGAGUGCCUGGCAUUUGUGGCAUUGAUACAAGAGAAUUGACCAAAAAGAUUAGAGAAAAAGGAUCACUUUUAGGAAAGAUUGUGAUGGGAGUGCCACAGUCCUCUGUUCCUUCGGCUGUGUUGUUUGAGGAUCCCAAUAAAAGAAACCUUGUGAAUGAGGUUUCUAUUGAGAAAGUAAUGACCUUCAGUGCUUCAGCACCAGUGACAAUAUGUGCUGUGGAUUGUGGUUUAAAAUACAAUCAAUUAAGGUGUCUGUUAAAGAGAGGAGUCAGGGUGGAUUUAGUUCCAUGGAACCAUCCACUUGAUGUUGAGAAAUAUGAUGGUCUUUUCCUAAGCAAUGGACCAGGAGAUCCAGAAAUGUGCAAAGAAACCAUAGAAAACAUACAGAAGAUAAUGAAGCAGGAUAAAAUAAAGCCAAUCUUUGGUAUCUGCUUGGGUCACCAGCUGUUAUCACUUGCUGCAGGAUGCAAAGCAUACAAAAUGAAGUAUGGGAACAGGGGACACAACCAGCCUUGUACACAUCAUGGAACAGGUUUAUGCUUUAUGACUUCACAGAAUCAUGGAUUUGCAAUAAAUGUGGAAAAUCUUGCGGAGGGAUGGCUUCCACUGUUCACAAAUACAAAUGAUAAUACAAAUGAAGGUCUAAUUCAUGAAUCGCUCCCAUUCUUUAGUGUACAAUUCCACCCUGAGCACAGCCCAGGACCACAAGAUUUGGAGUGCCUUUUUGAUGCUUUUCUAGAAGCGGUGAAGAUUUGUAAAGAUGGUGGUGCACCAGAUUUAAAAGGCAUUCUGUCUCAGCAGCUACGGCGUCAUAUUACAACUGCACCAUCUGUAUUGCACCCUAGAAAAGUGCUUAUUCUUGGAUCAGGUGGUUUGUCUAUUGGACAAGCCGGUGAAUUUGAUUAUUCAGGCUCACAGGCAAUAAAAGCACUCAAAGAAGAAGGCAUACAGACUGUGCUAAUAAAUCCUAACAUUGCUACAGUGCAGACAUCAAAAGGUCUGGCAGAUAAGGUUUACUUCUUACCAUUAACACCAGAAUAUGUGGAACAGGUUAUCCGCUCGGAAAGACCAGAUGGUGUACUGUUGACAUUUGGUGGGCAGACUGCUCUAAAUUGUGGUGUUGAACUGCAGAGAGGUGGAGUCUUUGACAAAUAUAAUGUUAGAGUUCUUGGCACACCAAUCCAGUCCAUAAUUGAUACAGAGGACCGAAAGAUAUUUGCAGAAAAAAUUAAUCAAAUUGGAGAAAAAGUAGCACCAAGUGCUGCUGUUUAUUCUGUGCAAGAAGCCCUAGAAGCUGCUGAGAGACUAGAAUAUCCUGUUAUGGCCAGAGCAGCAUUUUCACUUGGCGGACUUGGAUCAGGAUUUGCAAAUAACAAAGAGGAACUACGCUGUCUUGCACAGCAAGCUCUUGCUCAUUCUAGUCAACUGAUCAUAGAUAAGUCAUUGAAAGGUUGGAAGGAAGUAGAAUAUGAAGUAGUGAGGGACGCUUACGAUAACUGCAUAACGGUCUGCAACAUGGAAAAUGUCGACCCUCUUGGGAUUCACACAGGAGAAUCCAUUGUUGUAGCCCCUAGCCAGACUUUAACAAACAGAGAGUACAACAUUCUUCGAACAACAGCCAUUAAUGUAAUAAGACAUUUUGGAGUUGUUGGAGAAUGCAAUAUUCAAUAUGCUUUUAACCCAUACUCAGAGGAGUACUACAUUAUUGAGGUAAAUGCUAGACUAUCUCGUAGUUCUGCUUUAGCAAGUAAGGCUACUGGGUAUCCUCUGGCAUAUGUUGCAGCAAAACUAGCCCUAGGUAUUCCGCUGCCAAACAUCAAGAACUCUGUUACUGGUACAACUACUGCUUGCUUCGAACCUAGUCUGGAUUAUUGUGUUGUGAAGAUUCCUCGGUGGGACCUAAGCAAAUUUACAAGAGUUAGCACUAAAAUUGGGAGUUCAAUGAAGAGUGUUGGUGAAGUUAUGGCUGUUGGUCGUAAGUUUGAAGAAGCUUUCCAGAAAGCACUAAGAAUGAUGGAUGAAAGUGUUAUAGGAUUUGACCCUUACGUUAAAGCUAUAUCAGAUGAAGAACUGGAAAAACCUACAGACAAACGAAUGUUUGUGUUAGCAGCAGCACUUAAAGCAGGAUAUACAAUAGAUAGACUGUAUGAUCUCACUAAAAUAGAUCGUUGGUUUCUACAGAAAAUGAAAAAUAUAAUAGAUUUUCAGAUACUGCUCGAGUCUGUUGGACAGGCACAUGUAUAUGAUGUGUUGCUGAAAGCUAAGCAACUUGGAUUUUCUGACAAGCAGAUAGCUACUUUUGUCAAAAGUACAGAGCUAUCAAUAAGGAAGAAAAGAGAAGAAGUAGGAAUAACGCCGUAUGUUAAACAGAUAGACACAGUAGCUGCAGAGUGGCCAGCAUCUACAAAUUAUUUGUAUCUUACUUAUAAUGGGUCUGCUCAUGAUCUAAUCUUUCCAGGUGGACAUACUAUGGUAAUAGGUUCUGGUGUUUAUCGCAUUGGCAGUUCUGUAGAGUUUGAUUGGUGUGCCGUUGGUUGUUUGAGAGAACUUAGGAAACUUGGCAGGAAAACAAUUAUGGUCAAUUAUAACCCAGAAACUGUCAGUACAGAUUAUGACAUGUCUGACAGGCUAUAUUUUGAAGAAAUUUCAUUUGAGGUUGUUAUGGAUAUAUACAACAUUGAAAAUCCAGAAGGCAUCAUUCUCUGUAUGGGUGGACAGCUGCCAAAUAAUAUUGCAAUGGACUUGCAUCGGCAGCAAGCCAGAAUUCUUGGUACUUCUCCGGAGUCUGUAGAUGGUGCGGAAAACAGAUUCAAAUUUUCAAGAAUGCUGGAUCGCAUUGGAAUAUCUCAGCCAAGAUGGAAGGAGUUGACAAACUUGGAGUCUGCAAAAGAAUUUUGUGAAGAAGUUGGCUACCCUUGUUUGGUAAGACCAUCAUAUGUCUUGAGUGGAGCAGCAAUGAAUGUUGCUCACACACCACAGGAUCUUGAGACAUACUUAAAGUCAGCAAGUGAUGUCAGCAAAGAACACCCAGUUGUUAUAUCAAAAUUCCUUCUGGAAGCAAAGGAGAUUGAUGUUGAUGGUGUUGCAUAUGAUGGUAUCAUCCUAUGCCUUGCAGUAUCUGAACAUGUGGAAAAUGCUGGUGUCCAUUCUGGUGAUGCAACACUUGUUACACCACCUCAAGAUAUAAAUCCUCAGACACUGUCUAAAAUAAUGAAUAUAGCGCGCUCGGUUGCUGGUUCUCUUGAGGUUACUGGACCAUUUAACAUGCAACUCAUAGCAAAGGACAAUGAGCUGAAAGUAAUAGAAUGCAAUGUUAGAGUUUCAAGGUCAUUUCCAUUUGUAUCUAAAACAUUGGACUACGAUUUUGUGGCCAUGGCAACUCGAGUAAUCAUAGGAGAACAAGUAGAGCCUGUUGAUGUGUUAAGAGGAUGUGGCAAAGUUGGUGUCAAAGUGCCACAAUUUUCCUUUUCCCGGUUGGCAGGUGCAGAUGUUAUGUUGGGUGUUGAGAUGGCUUCAACUGGGGAAGUGGCUUGCUUUGGUGAAAACAGAUAUGAGGCAUACUUGAAAGCCAUGCUGAGCACUGGGUUCCAAAUCCCUAAGAAUGCAAUACUUCUUUCUGUGGGCAGCUUCAAGCACAAAAUGGAGCUAUUACCCAGUGUCCAGGCUCUCCAGAAUAUGGGUUACAAACUCUAUGCUAGUAUGGGAACAGCUGACUUCUACAUGGAACAUGGUGUAGAUGUGGAGAUGGUGCAGUGGACGUUCGAGGACAUCGACUCGUCGGGCGGCGAGCUGAACCGGCUGUCGGAUUUCCUGGCGCGCAAGCACUUCGACCUGGUGAUCAACCUGCCGAUGCGCAACGGCGGCGCGCGCCGCGUGUCGUCCUUCAUGACGCACGGCUACCGCACGCGCCGGCUCGCCGUCGACUACUCCGUGCCGCUCGUCACCGACGUCAAGUGCGCCAAGCUGCUGGUCGAGGCGAUGCGGAGAAUCGGGCGCGCGGCGCCGCCCAUGAAGACGCACACGGACUGCAUGACGUCGCGGCACAUGGUGCGCCUGCCCGGCUUCAUCGACGUGCACGUGCACGUGCGCGAGCCGGGCGCCACGCACAAGGAGGACUUCGCGUCGGGCACGGCGGCCGCGCUCGCCGGCGGCGUCACUAUGAUCAUGGCCAUGCCAAACACCAACCCUGCCAUCACCGACCACCACUCGUUCACGCUCGUCAAGGAGUUAGCAAGUGCAGGAGCUCGUUGUGACUAUGGAUUAUUCAUUGGUGCUUCAUCGGACAACUAUAGCCUCAUACCAGAGCUCGCUCCAUCAGCAGCUGGACUGAAGAUGUACCUGAAUGAGACUUACACAACCCUAACUUUGAAAGACCUCAGUGUUUGGAUUAAGGUAAAUUUUCUACCUAUCAGCAACAUGUAG